AUUAAACUUAAAUAGAUAGCAUGAAUUAUUUAGAUCAAUAUAAAUAAAAGAGUUGUUAUCUUGACCAUGGUAAAUUGAAUGAGAUUUGCAAUAAAAAUAUGGAGACUUUAUUAUGGAGGAUUAUCAUGAGCAAGAUUACAAUUUUUAAGCAAAAUUAUAUAUGAAUUAAGUUUUGAGCUUUUUGAUGCAUCUCGAUUAGGCUCUGUUCAUGAUAAACUUUCACAUUUAGUUGGAAUAUAUUGUACUUUAAUUGGAGGACCAGUUCAAUUAUAUAUUAGUUGUUAUCAGAUAUUAAAGAGGUUUUUAAGAUAAAUGUUUUAAAUACUAUUCAAUAGAUUUAGAGAUAUAAUUACAAUUGCAGUGAGCUUUUGGGAUAUGAAUGUAAAUUAAUAAAAUAAAUUUGAUGAUUAGCUAUAUUUUGAUAAAUGAUUCAGGUGAGAC
Molecule: messenger RNA, 441 nt
Organism: Paramecium sonneborni
Lineage: Eukaryota; Ciliophora; Oligohymenophorea; Peniculida; Parameciidae
Source: the annotation of a GenBank genome assembly